CUUUGUUUUCUGGGAUGAAUGAAAAAGACAGCAAUUGCUGCUCUGGGGUUUAGGGUUAGUGUGCUUUAGCUGACAAAAAAACUAGCAAAAAAAUGAAAACUUUAGUUCUCCCUUCUUCUUCCUCACAGAUUCCUCCAUGGCUAAUCCUCUUUUGCAGACGCCAUCUUUGCACUUCUUCAAUCUCAUCCUCAAUAACAAAUCAACACCCACAAAUUUCUGAACUUUCCCAUUCAGAUUCUCUUGAAAAACCCAUCUUAAACCCUCAAGAUUCUGAAAAGCUUGUACCUUUACAUGACAUUGACCAUUCUUGUGACAAACCCAUUUCAGAAGAUGGUGGGUUUACCAAGAAUCAUGUUGUUGAUGUGCUUUUGAGCCACAGAGAUGACCCUGAUUCAGCUUAUAGGUAUUUCCAAACUGCUAGACAACAAAGGGGUUUUUUGCAUACUAAAUCUGACCCUUUCUUUGUUUUGCUUCACAUAUUAGUAAGUUCUACAAUGCAUCAACAUAAAGCUCAACGCUUGCUUGAUAAUUAUGCUUUUAGUGACUCUGGUCCCUCUGCUACUGUUAUUUUUAAUGGUUUAGUUAAUUCUUGUAAGGCUUUUGAUUUCGAGUUAAAUCCUCGAGUUUUCAAUUUCUUGAUAAAUAGCUGUGUGAAAGUUAAUCGACUGACUGAUGCAAUUGAUUGUUUCAAUCGGAUGGUUGAACUUGAUAUAAUGCCGUGGAUCCCGAUUAUGAACAAGCUUUUGAAGGCAUUGGUGAGGCAGGACAUGAUUGGAGUAGUGCGAGAUUUGUAUACUGAUGUAGUGUCUAGAGGGAUCUGUUAUGAUUGUCGUACUGUGCAUAUUUUGAUGUCUGCUUGUCUGAGAGAAGGGAAAAUGGAGGAGGCGGUAAAGCUUUUUAAGGAUGCUAAGAUGAGUGGGAUUAAGCUUGACGCGGGAUUGUAUAGCCUUUGUGUUUAUGUCGCUUGUAAGGAGCAGAAUCUAAGUUUCGCGUUGGAGUUGUUGGGGGAGAUGAAAGACAGGGGUUGGGUUCCUUCCGAGGGCACUUAUGUGAACAUACUUUCCACUUGCGUGAAGCAAAGGAAUAUGGUUGAGGCGUUAAGGCUCAAGGAUGAAAUGCUUAGUAAUGGGCAUCCGAUGAACUUGGUGGUUGCAACAAGUUUGAUGAAAGGGUAUCAUGUGCAGGGCAAUUUAUCAAAUGCUUUGGAUUUGUUUGACAAACUGGCCGAGUAUGGACUCACUCCAAACAAGGUGACAUAUGCAGUUUUAAUAGAAGGCUGCUGUAAAAAUGGGAAUAUUGAAAAAGCAGUAGAAAUUUACCGGCAAAUGAAACUUGCUGGAAUCAAGCCUAAUGUUUAUGUUGAGAAUUCUUUAAUAAAGGGAUUUUUAAGUGUUAAUUUGUUAGAUGAAGCAUUGAAUGUGUUUGAUGAGGCAAUAAAUUCGGGUACGGCCAAUGUUUUCGCUUACAAUAGUAUAAUAGCCUGGUUUUGUAAGAAGGGUCAAAUGGAUGACGCUCAAAAUGUGUGGGAUAAGAUGGUCGAUAGUGGAGUCGUACCUUCUAUAGCCUCUUUCAACAAUAUGAUUCUUGGAAAUUGCAGAAAUGGGAAUAUGGACAAAGCAUUGGAUUUGUUCUCUAAGUUGCCAGAAAGGCUGUUGAAAGCUAAUGUUGUAACAUAUAGCAUUUUGAUUGACGGAUAUUUUAGAAAAGGUGACACUGAUAAAGCGGGGAACAUGUUUGAUCAAAUGGUCUCUUCAGGAAUUGCCCCUACUGACUACACAUUCAAUACCAUAAUAAGUGGUCUGUCUAAAGCCGGCAAAAUGUCAGAGGCAAAAGAUUUGCUUAAAAAGAUUGUUGCAGGAGGUUUCCUUCCAACAUGCAUGUCUUACAAUAGCCUAAUAGAUGGAUUUUUGAAGGAAGAUGAUGUCACCUCAGCAUUGGCUGUUUACAGAGAGUUGUGCGAUAGUGGGAUUUCCCCAGAUGUUGUAACUUACACAACUUUAAUUGAUGGGUUCUGCAAAAGCAAUAACAUUGAUCUAGCUUUAAAAAUGCUGAAUGAGGUGAGAAAUAGAGAAAUUAAGUUAGAUGUUAUUGCGUAUGCUGUCCUUAUAGAUGGCUUUUGCAAAAGAAGAGACAUGAAAAGUGCUUCUGAACUUUUUGAUGAAAUCCGCCAAGUUGGUCUAUCUCCUAACCUAUUUGUGUAUAACAGCAUGAUAAGUGGGUUUAGAAAUGUAAAUAAUAUGGAAGCAGCACUAGUCUUGCGUGAUAAGAUGAUCAAUGAAGGCGUUACGUGUGAUUUGGAAACAUACACCACAUUGAUUGAUGGGCUUUUAAAGGACGGAAAAAUAGUUAUGGCGUCCGAUUUGUUCACUGAGAUGCUUGGAAAGGGUAUAAUGCCUGAUGACAUCACAUAUACUGUUCUUGUACACGGUCUUUGCAAUAAAGGUCAGGUUGAGAAUGCGCACAAGGUCUUAGAGGAGAUGUGUAAGAAGAGUACGACUCCUAAUGUUCUGAUUUAUAAUACACUAAUUGCUGGAUACUUCAAGGAGGGAAAUUUGCAAGAGGCAUUUAGGUUGCAUGAUGAGAUGCUUGACAAAGGUCUUAAGCCCGAUGAUGCAACCUAUGAUAUUCUUGUAAGUGGAUCAUUCAGAGGAAACAGUUUCGCUCUUGGUACUUCAUUGCCGCAAUGAACAAGGAUACCCUCUCGCAUGCCUGUUUUAAUUUCUUGAAGAGAUAUAUUGUCCCCUGGGUUUCAUUCUUGUCACAUGUCUCUGCUGUCUGCAAGGUUGACAGCUUUAAUGGUUGGGGUCCAUGAACUGCUUUCGCUUCGUCCGCUUGAGUCCCUCAAAGGUCGAAGGCCUGAUAUGAGAAAGCUUAAAGAUGUGCGAUCAUAUUGAGUUCAAGUAUCUUGUCUUAACCCUUUUGCUGAAGUAUAAGAAAAAAGGCAAACAAGAAUUAGGAGGCACUUGGAAAAAGGAGGAAAAACUUGCUGGUUUAAUUUUCAUCUUCACCUAUGGAAGUUGUAGUCUUUCCCUUGUUAUAUUUUGGUAUCUGAAGAGUCUCAAAGAGGUAGUAUUACCUGAUUUCACUUUGUCUGUGAAGGCUACACAGAGGAAGACUAGAUAAGUACUGCAGCAAAACUUGGAUCACUUGAAAUAUUGUAAAGCAGACUAUAGAGAACUUCCACUGAACCUACGGUUGCAAAGCAAUACUGGUAAUUGGUCCAAGGAUGCAUCACGCUUCUACUUCUCGUGUAUCUCAACUGUAUUUUUAUCAUGGUAUGACGCUCGACAGUAUGUGCUGUGAGGAAGUCUUUCCGGGGAUGAAGGUAGAAGUUGUGAACUAUUUAUGGGAAGAUAUGCUGCCAAGUGAUAAUCUGUUAUAUGUCCAAGGGGGAACAGAUUGUGUGCUAGACAUGUAAGCUGAGGUUUAAAUCAUUUGUAUAGAUUCUUUAAGCAAUCCAGACUUUAUAGUUUAUGCAGCUUCUGAUUCUGAAAUGUCAGUCACCAAAUUACUUUAUAGAAAAAAGGAAAAGAGUGUCAAGUCUCCAAAUUAAGAAGUGAGGAAAGAUGAAUGAAACUUGUACAGCUUUUCUUUCUUGGAUAGAAUGUUCAGUUUGUUUUGCUCAGAAUUUACUUUUCUUC
This is a messenger RNA of Nicotiana attenuata, 3641 nucleotides long. RefSeq names its product pentatricopeptide repeat-containing protein At3g54980, mitochondrial-like. Gene Ontology annotation, molecular function: protein binding. The record is from RefSeq and is a predicted model, not a curated record. The transcript is spliced from 4 exons. Lineage: Eukaryota; Viridiplantae; Streptophyta; Magnoliopsida; Solanales; Solanaceae. Bases 93 to 2687 code for a protein of 864 amino acids.